UGGAUGAACGAUUUUCUUUUCGCUUUUAUGCAUGCAUAAACAGGAAAAAGCGAAUCGGCAAUACACUUAUAAUAUAGCAAUGAAAACAGAAACAAUAAAAGAGAACAAUUCCUUGAAAGAGGUCUUACAGAAUUUAGGCAAAUGCAUACCUAUCGUACUUAUUAUUUAUUUCAUAUUCGGACAAAUUGUUUCAAAAUCGAAAACUACAGUUUUAGCUGUACCAUCAGACAGAUAUAGAAUAGUAACAGUCAAAUCAUACAAAAAAGGUUCAAUUUGUCCAAUUUUACAAGGCGGAUUAGGAAAUAGAUUAUUUCAGUUUUCUACAGCUUUUGCAGCAGCAAAGUCUAAAGACAUGGAUGUUUUAAUUCCUUCAGAUGCCCAGAUUAGACAAAUAUUCGAAAUAAAUGUAACAUUCACAAAUACAAGCCAAUUCUGUAAAGGAUUACCAAAAGUGCUAGAUAAAGCGUCCCCAAAAUACGAUCGUAACAUUUUAAAUUUUAGUUCAUCAAGUAACAUUCAAUUAGGAUAUGGACUCCAGUCAUGGAAAUAUUUCUAUAAAUAUGACAAACAGCUAAGAAAACAAUUGACAUUUCAAAAGCAUAUUAAAGACGCUGCAAAACAAGAAAUUGACAAAAUAUUGCAGAAAAGAAAUAUAACAUCUCGUAAAGAUAUAACUUUAGUCGGCGUUCAUAUAAGGAGAGGUGAUAAAGUCGAUAAUAAUGACGGUUUUAAUAUUGCAACCCCGGAAUAUUUGAACAGGGCAGUUAAUUACUAUGUUACAAAAUAUAAAUCGGUUUUAUUUAUUGUGAUAUCUGACGGUAUGGAAUGGUCUAAACAUAAUAUGCCUACACAUGUACCAAUUGAAUAUGUGUCUUUAGGGAAAAGGGAAAUGGAUAUGGCAACUGUAGUUCAAUGCGAUCAUACGAUUAUGACAAUAGGAACAUUCGGUUGGUGGAUUGGAUACCUAACUAAUGGAGAAGUGGUGUAUUUAAAGGAUGCUGCCAGAAAAGGUUCACGAUUUGAACGGAUACUUAAUCAUAAAGAUCAUUUCUAUUCAAAUUGGAGAGGGCUUUAAUCAAUUAAACAUUAAACAAUCCGAAAACUUGCCGAUUAUUUGUGAAAAUUGUGGAAAUUGAAAGUUACACAUGCAAACCAAAGAGCUUCAAAUUUGACGAUUGGUUUGUCUUUAUAUGUCGAUCUUAUAUAGCUCUGCAUUGAAUUACACACAUUUUCCCCAUUCUUUGUUGUUGUAUUCUCCAUAUUAACACAUACGACAACAAAUGAUUUUGAUAUCAUAUGUUCGAAAACAUCCAUGAUAUAAUUGCACGUACAUACAGGACAUGAGACAAGAAACAGAUUACAUCAUACACAACGGUAAAUGAAUUUUUUCUGUAGAUCCUUAUUCUCGAAACUUAUAUUUGGCGGCUGUGAUGAGAGUACUGCUUUGAUUAAUCAAAAUAAAUUUAUAUAUAUAUAUGAGUUCGAAUCCCGGCGAGGGAAGAACAAAAAUUUGCUUCCGCAAAAUUUAUUUAACAUUGUUGUGGUGAUAUUUAGAGUAAUUAUAUAUAUAUAUAUAUAUUAAGUCUAAACAAGUGAUAACUCUACGACAGAUCCAUCCAUUGGAUCAUCAGUGAAGGUGAUACACGGCUGAAAACACAUAUUGUAUUCAUAAUUACUUUAAAUAUCAGCACAA
This is a messenger RNA of Mytilus californianus (California mussel), 1693 nucleotides long. Its product is annotated as galactoside alpha-(1,2)-fucosyltransferase 2-like. Gene Ontology annotation, biological process: carbohydrate metabolic process. Gene Ontology annotation, molecular function: galactoside 2-alpha-L-fucosyltransferase activity. The coding region runs from base 32 to 1075 and encodes 347 amino acids. Lineage: Eukaryota; Metazoa; Mollusca; Bivalvia; Mytilida; Mytilidae. Gene Ontology annotation, cellular component: membrane. The record is from RefSeq and is a predicted model, not a curated record. The transcript is spliced from 3 exons.